Owenia fusiformis is the source of this 2450-nucleotide messenger RNA. Lineage: Eukaryota; Metazoa; Annelida; Polychaeta; Sabellida; Oweniidae. The record is from the annotation of a GenBank genome assembly.
AGAUCGUGCCACUUGGGAUCCUGUGAGAAAGACACCAUGUUCAGUAAGUCCAUCAUUGCGGAAGAUAUGACAUUGAUCAUCAACAUCAUCAAAAAAGUGUUUGACGAUGAACAAAAUAAAUGAAAGAUGCAAGUUUUAGAAGGAAACAGACAGACAGUUAAAUCAACACGCCCGGAGUAUCGUCAGCAAGACAGCAUUAUGGACAAUGUUCGAUUAAGCGUAAUCAGCAAUGACAGGGAAACGGAUGGGAUUGAUCAGGUUCACAAAGGCGGCAUCGAAAGAAACAGGACAAUUCAUGAUGAUUGCGCACCAAGAUAUUGCAAUAGCAAAAUGGCCUUAGCCCUAUUUGUAUUUGCAUUUAGUAUUGGUAUUUUUGCCCUGAUGCUUUAUAGGGAAGGAUACUUUGAACCGAUAAUGAACAAAUUGAAAACGUCAAACAAAACACAACAUUGGGAUUUGCUUAAAAUUUACUUCCCUCAAACAAACAAUACCCUUUAUGAUUCAAAUAAUACUAGAACCCUUGACGUAGAAGAAGUAACAUCGUAUAAUAAAAUCAAGUACCCUCCAGUGGAACUGAUGAUAGUGUUUCUUGUAGUUUCCAUCUCUAUAUCAGUAUUUGUAAUGAUGUCAAGCACAGCCCGAUGUAUCGCACUUUUGACACUUCCCGGCCUUUCUACGUCUCGUGGGAAGGCCAUAUUAUGGACUGUCAUAUUAAAACUCCUGUUUUCAGGUCCACUCGCCAAUACAUUAGACAACGCAAAGAAAAUCCCCGAAGCUACUUCAUGUCAGGUUGAAAUGCUGACAAAGGAAGUCAAAGCAGUACAAUACGCUAUGUUUAUACGGGUACAAGAAUACAGCGAAGAAUUUGAAACAACCACAAACCGACUCUUUGGGUUUCAUAUCGAAGCAAUGAAAUCCUUUUCAAGUAUAUUAUUCAAACUUGCCAACAGUUUGAAAGCUUUUGCCAAAUUCAACCCAGAUCCACAGCUCGGUACGAUUAGGAAUGUAAGCAUAUUUUGGUCAGAUGUGAAUAACUACACCAAUGACAUUAAUGCUGUUCGCUUUCUUGAUCCUCCACAAGUUGAAGGAAUAGAAAAGCUUUCCGAUGUAGGCGAAAAACUUAAUGCAGAUUUUGAUGAAAAGACGGCCUUUCUUCAAAAAAUCAUAGGUGGACUCGGAAUUUUAGCGUAUGUAUCUAUUGUUGUUGUUCUUGGACAGGCAUGUUGCUAUUAUCGAGGAUACAAUCGACAUCUUCACUAUAGAAACAUCUACGUAACCAAGUCUUUUAAAAAGAAAGAUUCAAAAAGAAAGGCGAUGAGCAAAGAAACGUUAUUGCCGCUAAAAAGGAAAGAGCGAUCAGACUUAAUUGAUACGUCGUGUUGUAUAUCUCAACAGGAAAUCUACGGAAUGCUUCGGGAAAUCAUCAUUUUUACACCAUUUGCUGUAGCUGCAGCGUUUCUGUGUUUGAUUGACUAUGUUUUGUUCCGCAUAUUGGAGAUCAUACAAGCAGAGGCGAAUGUAACGAUGGUUAUAGAUGGCGCAAACGGUUUCCACAUCGAAUUGAAUGAUACUAGUCAAAAUAUUCGUCAGUUGUUUUAUCAGGAAGUCCCGAACCUUUUCGCGAGUAAUACAACUACCUUCAAUUACACCUUGGAGAUUAAAACGGAAGCAUGUCUACCAGAUCCCCUCCCUCCUUUCUACAGGGAUUCACAAAUGACAUGGUUAAUUAGUUGGUUUAUUGUCACCUUCAUCUUGACAAUUUUCAGUUCGUACGGAGCCCGACUUCAACAUACCAUAGCAGCCUGGUACAACCCGGACAGGGAGAAUGAGCGUAUUCACUACCUUUACCACCAUUUAAUGACCCAGCGGAAAACAUUUUUGCAGCUUUUACGGGGAAAGGUUAGAAGUGGCGCUAGCUCCGCUGGUGAUGAGUUUUAUUUUCGGAUGUGGCUUGCUGCAAAAAGUCCUUGCCUGAAGCGAAUUAUGCAAGCAUUUCAUGUACUAAAAGAGCAUGUGUGUGUAAACUGUGAGUCGGGGAAGAACGUCAAACUUGUAUGUGGAGACUGGUGCUGCCAGGCAUGCAUAGAUGAAUUUAAAGCUAGUCGCGUUGCUUGUUAAUUGUUCUACCAUGAAACUAUAGCUAAGUAAAGCUUUCUCUUUUAAUAUUUUCUCCAUCUUUGGAAAUGCCUUUACUAUAAUUGUAUUUAACAAAGUACAAUACUUAGUAUCUGUUGAAUAUUGAUCAAACGUCAAAAACAUGUCCGAUUGUUUAUGAGGAAAACCCUGUUGUUCAAAAACUAAAUUGAAUGUGAAUUACAAUUACAAUUCAAAAAACAUAUAGUUGACUGAACUCUAAUGAGUUUUAUAUAGAGAAUAUAUUCUUAAAAGAUAAUUAGAUACAGAUACAUACAUGUAGGUAACCUAUAAUCCAAACGUAAAAACUAUAAGGU